This is a messenger RNA of Xenopus laevis (African clawed frog), 1047 nucleotides long. Its product is annotated as olfactory receptor 6B1-like. Bases 67 to 1047 code for a protein of 326 amino acids. The transcript has a single exon. NCBI's taxonomy places the organism in Eukaryota, Metazoa, Chordata, Amphibia, Anura, Pipidae. The record is from RefSeq and is a predicted model, not a curated record.
CUUUGACUGCAUCAGUCUUCUUCUUGUCCUUCCAUCUCUCCAUGUUGAAGCUCAGAAGAGAAGACCAUGACCAUCUCAAUGUCUAAUCAGACUGCUGUCACUGAGUUUAUCCUCCUCGGGUUUCCAGGUCUACAUUCGAAUUUCUUUCUUCCAGUCUCAAUUACAAUGUUUGUUGCCUACAUUGUUUCAUUGAUUGCAAAUAGCACAGUCAUCAUAUUAAUUAUCCUGAGAGAACAACUCCACCACCCCAUGUAUAUUAUUAUUGCUAACCUCGCUCUCUCUGACCUUCUCUUUGACACAAUAACAUUACCUAAAAUCAUUGCCAAAUAUUGGUUUGGAGCAGGAUCUAUAACAUUCUAUGGCUGCUUUUUCCAGCUCUUCUGUGUCCAUUCCCUUGGAAGUCUUCACUCCUUCAUCAUUAUGCUGAUGGCUAUUGAUCGUUAUGUUGCUAUCUGCAAACCUCUCAGGUAUCACUCCAAUAUCACCAAUAGACUGGUGACUCUUAUCUGCUACAUUUUCUGGGUCUGUGCUGCUCUAAUUGGAUUAGCUGUUACUUUCAUUUCUGGACUUCUUCCUUACUGUGGACCCAACCGUGUCAAGAACUGUUUCUGUUCAAAUGCAGCGGUACUUUCAUUAGCGUGUGCUGAUGUUUCUUUGGAAAGAAAAAAAGGUUUUAUUAUUGCUAUAUGUGUGCAUCUCUUCCCAUUGGCUUUUAUUAUUCUCUCAUAUAUUCUCAUAAUCAGGGUUGUGCACUUAUCAGCCAACAAUGGAAACUGGCAGAAGGCAUUUUAUACCUGUACCACUCAUUUAAUUGUCAUUGGCUUGUACUUUAUCCCCAGGUUGUUUGUUUAUAGUACCAGUCAGAUUCCUUUGAUUCUUGAUGCUGAUAUGAACACCUUAAUUAUUUGUCUCUACACUUUUAUUCCCCAUAUAGCUAGUCCUAUAAUUUUUUGCCUAAGAACCAAAGAAAUUAGAACUAUUUUGGAGCAUGUGUUUAAUAAUAUCUUCCACGUGGAACAUGAGUACAAAUCUAGAAUAAUAAAAUGA